UAUAUUAGUGCGACCCAAUAUAGAUAAACAUUGUGGUCCGAUCACCGAUGCAGUUUUGCAAUCUUCGUGUGUGUGGAAGUGUGAUGAACAAUGAUCUAUUACACUGAAAAAGAAAUUAAGGAAGAAAUAGAAAAGGGUAAAAUUAUUAUCCUCAGAGGAGAUCAAGUGUAUGAUGUGACGGACUUCGCCGACAGACACCCAGGUGGAAAGGAAUACCUGGUCAAACAUGUUGGAAAUGAUGUUACACAACAAAUGCAAAGUGAAACUUAUCAUCAUCAUAGUUUAGCAGCCUAUACAAUUCUUAAGAAAUAUUGCAUUGGAAAUUUAAUGCAGAAAAAUGUAAAUCUAAGGCACAGAAAUGGAACAGUGAAAAAUGGAACAGUUAAUGGAACAGCAAAUGGCAUUUCCCACAGUAAUGGAACCGUCCACUCUUAUGGUCAUAGUGUGCACCAUGAUCAUACAUUUCCAGAUGAUCCAAUUGAUUGGAAUGAACCAAUUCUAUUUCAAGUUCCUAAACUAGGUGACCGUUAUUUUGACUGGGUCCAUCGACCUGUCGACGGUCAUUUGCGGUUGAUGAAGUCCGAGAUCUGUGAAUACUUUUCCCAGUGCCCAUGGUAUGUGGUGCCAUUAGUGUGGAUCCCAGUGGUUCUCUUAAUGUUGUACACCUCCUAUUCAAGUCUCCAAGAUGGACCAUGUUCCUUUGCUGUCACUCUUACUAAAGGUAGUGUAUUUAGCAUUCCAGUGACAACCUACCACAUGCCUUUACUAUUUGUGAUUGGCUUUUUGUUGUGGACGUUGGAUGAGUAUGUGAUUCACCGAUGGCUGUUCCAUCUAUGCCCUCCCUCCAACUACCCGGUGGUAAUGAUAUUACAUUUCCUGUUUCAUGGCCAACAUCACAAGGCCCCCAUGGAUAAAGUCAGACUAGUGUUCCCUCCUGUACCAGCCGCUGCCCUGGGGGUUCUUGUCUACUCUGUGUAUUGCCUGUUUAUGCCCCCCACCAUGGCCUUGACCGUGUUUGCGGGAAGCAUUAGUGGCUACAUUGUGUAUGACAUGAUACAUUACUAUUUACAUCAUGGAGUACCAUAUGGAAGUUACUUCAAGUCUCUAAAAAGAUACCAUGUAAAACAUCAUUAUCAGGACCAACAGAAAGGGUUUGGUAUAUCUUCCAAAAUGUGGGAUUAUCCAUUUGGUACUCUCAUCAAAGAAUGACCUCCUGCUGAUAUCUGUACAUGCCAUGUUCCUGUCGUAACCUUGUCAUGUGAUGAUACAGCAUACUAUGUCAGAUGUAGUUCCCUCUCUGUUGUGCAUUGUUUGACCAAAUGUCCAAAGCAAAGACACUCAGUUAUGAUUAAGUAGAUCUAAAAAACUGUACAUGUAUUUGUUAUUUUUUUUCUUCUGAAAAAGUUCAUUUUUAUGCAAGAAAUUCUGAUUGUUUACUGUUUGUUGACUAUUUUUGUGCUUGUUGAUUUUUUUUUUUGGCUAAAAAUUGUUUAACAAUUUAACAAUUUUCUUUUUAUGGAUUACUUGUUUGUAGUUUUUUUUUUGUUUUGUUUUGUUUUGAAGUUAAGAAUUGAUUUGAUACAUUUUAGAAAAAAAAAAUCAGAAUAAAUAAUAUAAUCACUCAAAGAAAAGUAACUCUUGCAGACAGACAAACACUGAACCUAAAGUAACCUACCUCAAUGACAAGCUGAUCUGGGAUGUUAUUUACCUUUACAUAUAUAUACUAAUCCCUUAACAUUCUAAUGCAGCUCUUGGUUGAAAAACUUUUUGCUUUAACAUUGAUAAAUGUUAAAUGGAAAAUGUUAUUGUAACAAUCUAAUCUUAACUAUUCUCAAUUAUUUUAAUGCGCAAAAUGUUUGGAAAUUUUUAGUUGUUUUUUUUUUUUUUUCAAAUUAUUUCAUGUUAUUUACCAAUUAGACAAUUCUGAAAAUAAAAUUAUGUUAAAUUCAAGGGAAAUUCAAAUUUAACUUUCUCAUAUCUGGUUAUUACACAUAUCUUGUGGUGAUCAAAUAACAAAAAGAAAACAGCUGUAUUUAGAGUGGUGCUAAAGCAAGGGCCUAUGUUAGCAUUUGUGGGGGAAAAAAAUCAGUUAAUUUCCUCUUUCCUGUUGUGAAAAAAUUCAAACAUUUAUUUUUUGCAAAAUAGUUUAUUUAUCAAAUUUAAUGGAGAAAAUUGAAAGGAUCUUUUUGUACUAGUCUUGAAUGUAUGAAUAAAAUAAUGUUAAAUCUAUUGAACAUGAAUAUAUUAAUGUUUGUUUUUGUGAAUGUGAACUACAUUAUGAGAACCACUAAUAUCAUUUUGUGCCUACUGUUUGAUUCAUUGCUUUUUUAAUGAUUAGUUCAUGAUGCAGCUACUGCACAAUAAAAUCAACUGUAUGUACAAUAUAGCCAUAUUUUGUGUAAUGUAAUUAUCUCCUUUUUUGUAAAAUAUGUAUACUUCUUAUAUUUUAAUGACAUGUAAAAUGUUAAGAAAUAUACGCAAUAUUGUCAUGGUACAAUGUAUAUCGGAAAAGUUUAUCACCGUAUUUUAACCUCCAAAAUAUUUUUGGGGAGUUAUUAAUAAAAAAAAAAAUUGUAGUGGAUGUAUGUAAUGUUAGAAAGAUACUUCACUGACAGUUCAAUAUACAUAUAUUCAAGAGAUAGAUGGACUAUAAUUCACAUAGAACUACGUGUAUUCUGUAUUGACAUAUCAUUGUAAGUAUAUAUUUAGCAAUGCUUUAGCUAGAUAUGUAUAAUCACAGGUGAAUUUUAUUUUUUAAUUUUUUCUUUCUUCAUUGUGUUUGAUAUAUGGACUGUAGUGUAGUGUCUCUGUUCAGCUGUAGGCUUAUUAUAUUAAUCAAUAUAGUGCUGUAAUUUUCUAUUUAUUUAUAAUUGCUGUAUGUUUUUAGCAGUUAGUUUUGUUUUCUCUUUCUUUUUCUGUAGAUUCUGAAAACCACCAUGUAAUAUUUUUUCUCUUUUUUAGUAUUAAUUAUGCAGCUAUUUAUCCUAUUUUUAAAAAAAAUAUAUAUAUACUUAGAAAUUUGGAAAAGGGAUUAAUUUUGUCAAGUAAUAUACAGUGCCAUAUCUUGAUCUGGAGUUGCACAAUCAAUAUGUUUGGUUUUAAUCUUCAUUCAAGAAAAUUGGCCACAGAUAAAAAUUCAGGGAAAUACUAAACAAAUUCCAGCUUAAGUAGAUUUCAAUUCAUGCAUUUAGUGGGUAACUUCGCAGUAUAUUUGGAAAAAGUAAAAAAAUUGCAUGGUGCAAAUGUUAAGCCUUGUCAAUGUUAAUUUUCUUUUGAAUCUUGUUAUAGAUUUUUAUUAAUCCCAUUUUGGAAAUGAGGGCUUAUUUGAUACAAAGGCAGAUUAGUGGAUAUAUUAGAUCUUUGUUCAGAAUUAUGGAAUGUUCUUGUCUGCAUACCUAAUGAUAAAUCUCUGUAUCUAAUACUUAACACAGUUAUCUAACUUUGUUUUAUCUUUGUCCUUUAUCCGUUACAUAGUUAUCUAACUUUGUUGAGUUUUUCUCUUAGCAUAAUAUAGACCACCAUAUGUAUCUUUAGUGUACAGGGUGUGUGUUUAUUAAAGAAUCUAUAUCAACAUUU
Saccostrea echinata is the source of this 3576-nucleotide messenger RNA. Its product is annotated as fatty acid 2-hydroxylase-like. The coding region runs from base 91 to 1209 and encodes 372 amino acids. Gene Ontology annotation, cellular component: membrane; endoplasmic reticulum. The transcript is spliced from 6 exons. Gene Ontology annotation, biological process: fatty acid metabolic process; lipid biosynthetic process. Gene Ontology annotation, molecular function: fatty acid 2-hydroxylase activity; iron ion binding. The record is from RefSeq and is a predicted model, not a curated record. NCBI's taxonomy places the organism in Eukaryota, Metazoa, Mollusca, Bivalvia, Ostreida, Ostreidae.